UUGGAGAGAUCAAUCAGGCUCGGUUGGUCCCAAAAAGUACUCGAAAACACAAAAUAUUCACAGAGCGCAACGAUGUGCUACGUACAACACUAUUGUGUGACAACGACGUGGAAAUCGGAUCGAUGCGAUUGGCGAAUAGAGCUCGGCUAUAUUCGUGCGGAAUCGUGAAGUCGACUGUUUACGAGGGAAACCGAACGGUUACGAAGUUAACCGACUAACCUUUAUAUACGUAUUUCCGGUAGAUACAAAAACGAUACAAUAUUCAUAAUUUUUGCCGGUUACUACAAUACAAGAAGAAUUUUAAAAAUUUAAUUACAAUUGUUUAUGAUAUAAUAUAAAUGUAACCACAUUCCCAGUAACUGUAAUUUGUGCGGAAGGUUACUUUAAAUAAUGUAUGUGCGUUAUACAUGUUAAUUACUGUUACUUUAAGGUUAAGAAAUGAUAUGUUAAUAUUACGACAAGAAAAUACUAUUAAAAAAAUCAUGAAUCAAUCGAUUUGUAACAUUUAUCAAUUAUUCAGUAUAAAUAUGUGGAACAGAUAAAGAUUUUAAUAUUCACAUAUAAUAAACCGAACAGCAUACAUUUUAAUACAUGCAUACAUUUAAAAAAUUGACCGUCUUUAUUAAUAUGAUACAAUAGUGAGCCGUUACAUUAAUUAUGUAAUCAGUAUUGAAGAAAUAUUAAAGUAUUUCUGUUCUACUGAACGAUGUGUACUGUUCACACAAUACACAUACGAUAACCUCGUUUCUAAAUGGCACAAAAGAAAUUUACACUACACAACAAAUAAACGAACAUACUUAAGUUUUAACCGAAAAUAAGAAAAAUCAUGAUGUUCAUGAGGUUUUGAGAUAAACACAUAAAUACCGAGUGACUAGUUGAUGACCUCUGAACAUUAUCGUAGGUGGCACCACACCCCACGUAUUUUGCAAAGAGUACAUCAUUAUCGGUAAAAGAAACAAGAACUCAUUUAUCUCUAUGAAAAUAGAUUAUAGAUAAACACUUACCUCUAUUAUCGAAUUAAACGAGACGGGUUUAGACUGCUUCUGUAUGUACUUCUUCAUUAUCACAGAUGGAAUUAAGUCUUCGACAAUUGCCCAUAGUUCCUUGCCACGGAAACUGAUUUCUAGGAAAAUGAUAGAUGUGCAAAAAUUCAUAUAUCGUCCACAGCUAACAUGACAUUGAAGAUGUUAAUACAAACGGUUAUUCACAAAAUUACAUCUCUAACAAUUUUGAUAUUAUGAUAGUCAUUUUUAUAUGUAAAAUUGAACUGUUAAAAUUUCUAACUAAAAAUUAUGUUUAAAAGGACCUGAAGACAUUCUUCUAUCCAUGAGAAUUAAAAAGUGUAUCAUUACACCACGGCACAACAUAGCGCUCGAAGAACUGCGCCCUUCGAAACAAGGCACCUGCAAUAUCGAUAAGGGUGAGUCGAUAAUUCGACAUGACCGUGAUCACAACCAAGGCCACGUGACUGGACCUGCGCCAAUCGUGUCACGGAGGGAAAAUCAUGAUAAGUGAAUUAAUGGUAUUAAUGGGGUUCUAAAUGUCAAAUAAUCCUGAAUGAAAGCUCCUGUGAUUUCUACUUGACCUACCUUCAGUCCACGAUGAAAUCCCCGAUUGUUUUGACCCUUAAUCGCACUAAGCAAAACGGAUGAGCUUCUAACGGUAACACGAUAAAAUAGACACUGUACUAAACCUGCACCCAUCUUAUCCGGGUGACUGCGGCUUACCAGAAGGACUAGGUGCAGGUAACGUUUUACUGUGUGGCGCUUGCGCUGUGUGUCAACUAACUAACCCUCAAAUACGAAAUCACUUCAUAAUUGUUAUCGGACAACAAAGAGCACAUUAUGAACCGAACGUGUAGUACAGCACGUUACCUGAGUAGUGCACAAAGGGACAAGCAGCAGAAGGAGCCCAAAGUGACUCACGGAUUAAUUAUAUAAGCUUACCAAUUGGAAACUGUCCAUUGAUCACGUCCUUAGUUUGAACGACGGGGAAACAUACCGGGAGAAAUUCGCGUUGCCCGUGUUUGGGUAUCGCUUCCUGUUUCCCUUGAAAGAUAACAUAAAAUUUAACGAGAAAAGGCAAUGGAAAGAACAAUCUAGAAUCAAUUGAAAAUCAAUGAUUCUGCGAGACAUUCAGAUUUAACGUUGGCCCUUAACCAAGAAAUGAACCUUAUCCGGUGCUUGAUCUAAUGAAUAGGCUAAAAAUAUGGACUGCCACUCACUCUUUACAAAUUUGAAGUUUCGACAUUGGCGUAAUUAGGUGGCGGUCAAAGUAUGGGAUAUUUUAUGAAAGACUUGCAAUAAUAUGGAGAUGUAACGCGAAGUUCAUUUCAUUAGGUACGAACUAGAGUACCCAGUAUAGUAAGGUUACGUAUAAAUUUCAUUGUGUGUAUUACAUUAUUAAUACAUGUAAUAAUAUGUAAUAAUAUGCAUGUAAUAAUAAUGUAUGCAUAGUUAUACUAUACGUAAUAUAACGCGCGGCAAUGUAGGAACGACCCUCUGGAAAAUCCUAGUUACGACAAUGAGACUUGAGGCAAAAUUAGCUUUCGAAUAUGUCCAAUAAAUACGUCGAUAUAUUGAAGAUACAAACUUUAACUUUAUGAAUGGUUUACAAUUAGAACUUUAUGAAGGUAAAAGUACAAAAUAAGUGAUAGCGCCAUUGUGUUUUAUAUUUUUCAGAAGUGAUUAUAACUUAAUCAAUACAAAGAUUGUACUGUGCAAAUUGAGGGUAGAGAAUUUAUUAAUAAACUCCUGAAAAAUGUCAUUCUUCCUUUUAAUUAACCUUUCCUAUAAAUAUCGAUCGAGGCUCGUGCAUUUCCUAAAUAACUCGGUGGGAGCUAUAAAAGGCACUCGCGUGGAUACUGAAGUUUCGAAUAAUGCUCACAACAAGUACAAUGAAUAAUACUUGUAGUUCUAGAACAAACAAUAAGAAAGAACACAAAACAAGUUCACAAUAAAGAUGUAAAGGGAUAUUUAUAAAAUAAAUUUCAAUCUGCUCCAAAUGCAAAGACAGUAAAUUAGUCUUCAAAUAUAUUCAAUAUAGUUUUCAAAUAUAUCCUAAAAUAUUUUCACUAGCAAAUUACGAUUUUCAAAUAUAAUUAAUAAAAAGCUUAAAACUUGUUAUUUAAUUUUUCUACUCAAAUAUGCAUCUCGAGAAAUAGAAAGCAAUAUAAUUAGGAUCUUCUUUAACCCCAUUCAUCCCUAUAACAAAUCAUUUCCUAGCGCAAGUACCUUUCAAAUGACCAACACGUUUCCCCCAUAUAUUAGUGAAAGUGACAUCGUUCUACAAAUUGGACAAACGUGGAGGCGAAAGGGCUGCAACCAUGGGCGACCACCCCUACGAAGUUACGCCAAUGGCUGCGUCUCCAAAUAACACAGCUGGGAUAAAUCAGCUCGCAAGCUCGUGGAGCCUGGUUGCAAGUAUUCGACGGGGUGGAUUCCCUCUGGCAAUGAAAAGGAUCGAUGCGGUUCCCGUGGCAACGGCACCGUCAGAGAGGUCAGAACCGCGGAUGGUGGUGGACGGAGUACGAAAGUGAUGCAGUAACGACACCGUCGUCGCCGACGUCACAGCUGCUCGUCGGCUCGUGGCACUUUGUCCCGCGUGUGCUUCGAAACCUUCCUCACGGCCAUUCAAACCGCACGACGUCGCUUCGAAACGACGAGCAUCAUGCGGAGGUGUCAGAACCUCCGCUCCAGGACACCGGUGACCCAAGCUCGUUCGAUCGCGAGAAGGAAACGAUGCACCAGGAUGAGACACCCAAGAUUCGACUGUUGCGACGAUGGAGCGACAUGCCACGGCACCUUCAAUUCAAUCCUCACAUCCGGUCUGGUUACAGGCCGCUCAUGACCGUUCGCCAAUGUCUCGGUAGCUUGUUCUACGUCCACAACGAGACCGUUAAUAUCAUAACGCACGGAUUAGCGAUCUUGUACAUGCUACUGACGAUACCACAACUUCUUCCAUGGAGUACUCAAAGUAUCCUCCUAGGAAUUUUAUCGUGGUGCCAUUUGAUCGGCGCUGUUAGUCCAUGGAUUGGUUCCUUCAUCUAUCAUCUCUUCAUGAACUUAAACUAUGAUGAAAUCUUCUAUAGAACGUUGUUGAAAUUAGACAUGAUCGGCAUAUGGCUGUGCCAAAGUUUCGGAGCAAUACCCAUGAUGGCUGCAACAGUUCACUGUCUACCCAAUGGCUACUGGUACUGCUGUAUUUUCAUCUAUUGUUCCCUUAGUAUUUGGGGACUUCUCAAGGCGAUGCACGCACGAUCUCCCUGGGAGAGAAGAUUAUGUUUCGCACCUCCUUUUUUGAUGAGGAUGUCGGUGAUGAUCCUGCGGUGUUUCGGUAUAGGUGGAGGGUCUCCGAACGCUUUGCUUCACAUUGUGUUACAGGAUCUAAUAGCCGUGGUGGGAGCAACCAUUGGUGCCAUGCGUAUUCCUGAAAAAUGGAUUCCAGGCAAAUUAGAUUUGGCGUUGAAUUCUCACAAUUUGAUGCACGUGUUGGUCGUUCUGGCUGUGUGUUCGAUGCAUGCGGCGACUCUUCAAGAUCUUGCUUGGAUGUCGGAUCCGUCUGCGUGUAACGAAACGAGCUCCGUCGAGUUGAUGCACGAUGAACUGUGAUUGAAUAUUGUUCUUUGAAGUCUGUGAUAAAUUGAGCCUACGAGAAUCGGCGGUUAUUUAUGUAGAUACUAGCUGAC
Molecule: messenger RNA, 4687 nt
Organism: Megachile rotundata (alfalfa leafcutting bee)
Lineage: Eukaryota; Metazoa; Arthropoda; Insecta; Hymenoptera; Megachilidae
Product: progestin and adipoQ receptor family member 4
Cellular component (GO): membrane
Molecular function (GO): signaling receptor activity
Source: RefSeq, a predicted model, not a curated record